AAGAUAAGCUAAAGCCCUGCUGCGAUGCUUUUUCCUCAGGGGAAGAGGAGGAGAAGAAUGCCGGCAAUGCAAUCGGACAUGGCCUCACCAAUGCCACUAAUCUUGCGCCACUCCUCCUAUUCCUCCGCUGCCGCUGCCUUGCGUUCCUCCACCUUGUAGACACACCUCAAUCCUUGCCUUUGGAAACUAAUUUUGUCGCCACCCAACUUGUGGGAACCUCGCAACCAUUCGGCGAUGGCAAUGGCGACGCACAAUGUAGCAGCGCUGUGCCGCACAAGGGUUCCGUUGCUUGCAGCAGCAUCCGUGGUUACCCACCACGGUGUUUUCUUCACCAGUCGCAGCAUUAGAAUCGUGCCCAUUUCCAGUUUCACUGUGGGGUUGGGCGGGUUUUCUUCGGCUUAUUCGAGCUUGGUGGGGCAGAGGUUGUUGUCGUUCCAGCAGACGCGACCAUUUUCCUGUGGUAGAGUGAGCAUGGCGCUGAAGAGUGGCAUUGUCGGUCUUCCCAACGUGGGAAAGUCCACGUUGUUUAACGCUCUUGUGGAGAACGGUAAAGCCCAAGCAGCGAAUUUCCCCUUUUGCACGAUAGAGCCCAAUGUUGGUGUGGUAGCUGUGCCUGACCCGCGGUUGGGUGUGCUUUCUCAACUUAGCAAGUCUCAGAAGACUGUGCCCACGUCUGUUGAGUUCGUGGAUAUUGCUGGCCUUGUCAAGGGCGCCAGCCAGGGGGAGGGUCUCGGGAACAAGUUUCUGUCGCAUAUUCGUGAAGUUGACUGUAUUGUCCAGGUAGUUCGGUGCUUCGAGGAUGAUGACAUUGUACACGUCAACGGGAAAGUGGACCCUGAGGUGGAUAUUGACAUCAUCAACCUAGAAUUGGCAUUUGCAGAUAUGUCCCAGAUUGAGAAGAGGUUGGAGAGGCUCAAGAAAGGAAGGGCGAAGGACCCUCAGGUCAAAGCGAAGGAAGAAAUAGAGAUAGAAGCUCUGAAAAGAAUCAACGAGGCGCUGUUGAACGGGAAGCCAGCAAGGAUGGUACCUUUAUCAGAGGAGGAAAACAAAGCUGUGUUACAACUUUGUUUACUAACUAUGAAGCCUGUGAUUUUUGCUGCCAACGUGUCAGAGGCAGACCUUGCGGAUGCAUCAGGAAACCCUCAUGUUGAUAAGGUUAAGAAGUGUGCUGCUGAUCUUAAUGCAGAGGUUGUGGUGGUAUCAGCUCAGGUAGAGGCGGAACUGACAGAACUUGACGCAGAAGAGAGGACAGACUAUUUGCAGUCAAUUGGCGUCACUGAAGGAGGACUAGGCUCACUUGUGCGAGCUACAUACAAUCUGUUGGGAUUGCGGACAUACUUCACCUCUGGAGAAAAGGAAACGAGGGCAUGGACCAUCUUAGCUGGAAUGACAGCACCACAGGCUGCAGGGGUAAUCCACACGGACUUUGAGCGUGGCUUCAUUCGUGCCGAGACUAUUGCAUACGACGAUUACGUUCAGGCAGGAUCAUACCCAGCUGCAAAGGACAAGGGUUUGAUGCGUGCAGAGGGCAAGGAUUACAUUGUGAAAGAGGGCGAUGUCAUGCUGUUCCGUUUCAAUGUUUAAACAUCCAUAGCAAAGACUUUUUCCUCAUCAUAUUACAUAGCGUAUCAAUUCAUUCUCGGGUGAUUCUAGAGUAGUGAAGGAUAUUCCAUCUUGUCAAACUAGGCAAAGCUGCUGCUAUUGCAAUUUUUAGUACCUUGCGCAACUGCUUUCAACCUUGCAGUAGGCAAGAGAAGAUAGGUCGUCAUAACGGUUUUGUAGCCCCUCGAAGAGCAGUCUUCCAGUCUUAGCGCGAUACACCAGAACACUCAUAUCUAACAGCCAGAACUUAGAGAGCCAGUCUAUCACAUUCAUAGAGAAUAUUUAUCAUAAAACGAACUAGGCAUGAGUUGAGCAUUGCUUAAAUCUUUGAUUAUGAGCAUUAAGCAGUUACGAUCACUUAAAAAUAUAGGUAUUGAGACUUCAUUUUGUUAUGCAAGCAGAUGUUUGGAGCCUAUCAUGGGAUUUAUCAAAUGCGUGGAUCUUCACAAAUUGAAAUUA
Molecule: messenger RNA, 2061 nt
Organism: Physcomitrium patens
Lineage: Eukaryota; Viridiplantae; Streptophyta; Bryopsida; Funariales; Funariaceae
Cellular component (GO): cytoplasm
Molecular function (GO): ATP binding; GTP binding; ATP hydrolysis activity
Source: RefSeq, a predicted model, not a curated record